This is a messenger RNA of Nematolebias whitei (Rio pearlfish), 3534 nucleotides long. RefSeq names its product STIL centriolar assembly protein (gene stil). Gene Ontology annotation, cellular component: centriole; centrosome. Lineage: Eukaryota; Metazoa; Chordata; Actinopteri; Cyprinodontiformes; Rivulidae. The transcript has 17 exons. The coding region runs from base 1 to 3534 and encodes 1177 amino acids. The record is from RefSeq and is a predicted model, not a curated record. Gene Ontology annotation, biological process: protein localization to centrosome; mitotic spindle organization; centrosome duplication.
AUGAGCUGCCCGGUGAACCUUCAGGCCCUGCCCGCUGCAGUCUUGGAGGAGGUUUUCACUCCGGGGAACAUGCGAGGAAGAAACUCGUCUCAGCUGAGUUUUCCUAAAUCCAGGUUGGCUUUGUGGGACGGCAGCCCCGCAGGAGAGAAGCUCCGCCUCCAGCUCUGCUCCCACAGGAAGCUGCAGGUUGUGCUCCUGGAAAAGGCUCUCCGUCUGGCACAGCGCAACGCCCGCCGCAGCAACAAGCCCCGCCCCCUCUGCUUCUUCCUGGGAUCAGCGUCUGUGAGCAGAGACGAGGACGGUGUUGUCGUGACUCUGGACCGCUUUGACCCGGGUCGGGAUCAGGCUGGGACUGCAGACCGGGUUCCAUCAGCUCUCCUACCUGGAGACGUCCUGGUUCCCUGCUUGUUCUCGGUUCGGUCCGACGUGACGCCUGAGCCUGUCGUCCAGUCAGAGGCGGAGCUUCAUCAGAGCUUUAAGGCUCUGCAGCAGUUCAUGAGCAGCAGACAGGUUCUGGAUCUGUCUCACCUCCUGAAGAUCAGAGCUCGCCUGCUCGUCUCCCAGACCGCUGACGCCGCGGCGUUGAGCCUCAGCUGGUCCGCCGUCUGUCCCGCCGCUGGCGUGGACGUCCAGCCGGUCCGAGCCAUCCCCAUCAUCCCCACCGCCCUGCUGAGGAGCCUGACCUGCGUGGGCCGCCCGCCGCAGCACGCCGGUCGGCAGAGAGGGUUUCUGACCAUGGAUCAGACCCGGAAACUAGUCCUCCUGUUGGAGUCGGACCCUAAAGCCUCCAGCCUGCCGCUCGUUGGACUCUGGUUGAGUGGAGUCACGCACGUCUACAACCCUCAGGUGUGGGCCUGGUGUCUGAGGUUCAUGUUUAGCUCCGCCCUCCAGGACAGGGUUCUGUCAGAGAGCGGGUGUUUCCUCCUCGUCGUGUUCGGGUCCACCCACAGAACUCCUCAGUUCUUCCAGUGUCGAGGGUCCAGACCUGGACCGCAGCCGGACUUCCAGCUGCUGAGCGGCUCCCAGUCUGCCACUCUUUACCAGCAGGUGGCGCCGGUGGAAGGUCGGGUUCUGACCUGCGACCUGGACCCUGAGGAUAACAGCAGACAGGCCGAAGGGUUCCGGACGGCUCAGGAGUCCUUCAGCAGAACGCCUCCAGACGCCGCUCGUGUCUCCGUCAGCGAUCAGGACUCCGGAGUCGAGGACGAGGACUUUUCUCCUCGACCGUCUCCGAGCCCCCACGCCGCGGCGCCGCAGGCUCGCAGGAUCCAGCCGUCCGUUCCUGAGCUCUCCCUGUUGAUUGACAGCAGCUUAUCCUCCAAUCACAGCUCGGCCCAGGACUCUAGCCCCGCCCUCAGGCCUCCUGCAGCAGCUGCUCCUUCCAGCUCCUCAUCAGCCCCCAAACCUCCUCCUCACCUCCACAGCACACCAAACCCCCACCUGCAGCAGCCAUGUUCUUGCUGCUCCUGCCACGCCCACAGCUGCACCCCUAUUUUCGCCUCACCGAUGCUCCUCGCUGCUCCUGCUCCUCCGCCUGCCUUCCAUCAGCAAACUCAUCCUUCUUCCAUUCUACAAUCUGCUCCUCAUCCUUCUUCCAUUCUACAAUCUGCUCCUCAUCACCUCCGUCCAUCUACUCCUCCUGUUCCUCCUGCCUGCUCUCAUCAACAAACACCUCCUUUAUCCAGUCGUCACACUCCUCCACCUCCUUCCUUCUCCUAUCAGCAGACUCCACCCCCUCUUGACUCUCAUGUCACUCCUCCUUUGUAUCAUCUUCCUCCUUCCACCUCCCAUUUAUCUCCUCCAGUUCCUCUAAUUUCCUCACACCAACAAACACCUCUUUUUUCCAGUCAUCCUCCUCCUCCUUUCUUACAUAAAAAUACUCUUCCUCCCUCCACCAACCGCCCUUCUACUCCUCCUGCUCCUCCAACCUCCUCGCACCAACAAACACCUCCUUUUCCCAGUCAACAUACUGCUCCUCCUCUCUCCUCCCAUCAGCACUCUCCACCUCCUUCCACCAACAGCCCAUCUACUCCCAUUCCUCCUGCCUCCUCCACCCAUCAGCAUUUUCCUCCAUCACCUCCUCUUUCCACUCAGUCUCCUUCCACUCUCGUCUCUCCUGCUCCUUCCUGUCCCUGCAGCCACACCACUCCUCCUCUUCCUCCCUCUUGUUGCAGUGACUCCCCUUCUCCUCACCCCUCCCAUCCUGCAGCAGCAGACCCCGUGUCCCCCUCCUGGCUCCCCCGUCCCUCCUGCUGCUGUGAUAAAAUGCGAGGAGUCGCAUCAUCAGACACCUACCAACUCCUGCUCCACCAGGACCGCCAGCUGCGCCUCCUGCAGGACCAGGUCCAGAUGCUGCUGAAGGCUCAGGGGAGGCUCCAGUCCUCCAGCCGGCAGGUGGACACCCAGACCUGUAGGAGCACGGCCAGCAUCGCCGUGGAAACAGGCGCCAGUUUGUUCUGGGGAACCGAGCCCGACCCGUCGCUUCAUCAGGAGGAGGAACAGAGCCCCGCAUCUCCACCCAGUCCCUCACCUUCGUCCUGCCCGAGCCCCUCGGCUUCAUCACAUGACCGGUCUGUGAGGAGGCUCGUGGGCGGAGCUGAGGAAGGUGACGACACGGGCCGGGCGGCGCCGCGCUCCUCGUCUGGUCCACACAGGUUCAGCGGUCUGCAGAGUCCGGUUCUGGGAGAAAGUGCCAGCUGGUGUGGACCUCCAGACGAACAUCUGAGUUUCUACCAGAACCUCAUGACCCUACUCAACAGCCGUCUUCAGGAGUCGGACCGGAACCAGGAAGCUGAGGGGAGGUCCAGAAGGAGCAGUCUGUCUGUCUCCGACCACUCCCAGUCCUCCCAUUCAUCCUCCUGCUCCUCAUCCAAAAGGACACAGAAGAAGAAAGGUUCUGGUGGAGACCCGGUGAUCCGAGCCACCCUGCGGCAGCUGCAGCAGCUCGGAGUCUCGUUAGACGAAAAGGACCUGAUGGACGACGACCGGAUCAAAGCCGUGGAGAACGCCAGCACGUUGGCGACCAUCAACCCGGCGGCGGUCGUGUCCAGACUGACGGCGUCCGAGACGAUCGGCAGCGCUCUGUUCCCUGGAGGCAGCGUGGACCUGAGCCUGGAGGCCAACGCCAUCGCCCUGCGGUACCUCACCGACUCGCAGCUCAGCAGGCUGUCCCUGGGAGGCCACGCCCUCCACAACAGCCCCGCCCCCUCUGCUGGAGACUCCGUCCUGUCGCCUAGCAACAUGUCCCUGGCCACCAGGAAGUACAUGAGGCGAUACGGUCUGAUCGAGGAGGAGGAAGAGGAGGAGGUUCUGGAGGCCCGACGGCCGCUGACCGACUCCCAGAACGUGAAGCUCCUCCCACAGAGUCAGCUGAUCCGAGAGCUGCGCCCAAAGAUGCAGCUUUUAGCCGGCGACAAGGAGAACCGCUCCAACGGAAGGUCCUCGUUGGUCCGAGGGAUCAGCAGAGAGCCGGAGGGGUCUGUGGGGAACCUCCUGGACCUGAGCCGCCUGAGACAGCUCCCCAAACUGUUCUGA